GGGGAGACGGCUGCGGUCGUCGGGCGCCUGGGCGGCAACGUGGCGCGCCUGCGCGACAUCGCGCGCGCGUCCGUGGACGACGCGGAGGCGCCGCCGUUCGACCCCGCGGAGCGCGUCCUGCUGCUGUCGCAGGCACCGCUGGGCGACCGGCUGCGCGCGGCGCGCCUGGCGCUGAGCGACCUCGCCGUGCAGCGGGCGCUGCGGGCCGAG
Messenger RNA from Prorocentrum cordatum, 210 nucleotides. Lineage: Eukaryota; Dinophyceae; Prorocentrales; Prorocentraceae. The record is from the annotation of a GenBank genome assembly.